Heterocephalus glaber (naked mole-rat) is the source of this 10048-nucleotide messenger RNA. NCBI's taxonomy places the organism in Eukaryota, Metazoa, Chordata, Mammalia, Rodentia, Bathyergidae. The record is from RefSeq and is a predicted model, not a curated record.
CUCCGUGACUACAAAUGUGUACAUAAGUAUCUGUUUGACACCCAUUCAAGAUGUACAUCCAUACAGUGUGCCCUUCAGGUAAAUUAUAUUUCACAAUGGAAAAAGAACCCCACAAAACUGGGAGUCCCCAGGCGGAAGAGGUGACCCAAACAGGUUCACUAAGCCCCACCCUCACCCCGGGGUGGGGGAGGGAUGGCAGAGCAUGGGUUCCCCAGUCUGGCAGGGUGCCAGGCGGGCCCCGAGUCCAGCAUGGUUGCCCUGUCCACGGCCUUCGUCCGCAGCUGCAGCGUCUCUUCUUUCCUGGGUCGCCUUGGCUCCAUUGUUGGCCUAGGGGGUCAGGACCCGCCGAUUCCUGCAUUAUUGAUGCUCGCGCCUAAGGGGGGAGCCCAGCGUCAGUUGAGCCCGUAUCCCCGCCAGAGCAGAGCCGGAGUGGUGCGCAGCCCGAGCUGAGGUCAGUCAGACUCCCCAAAAGGGAAAAGAACUGGGGCGUGUGAGGGCCGUGUUCUCUGGGUCGGCCAUGGGUGGGAACAAGGGUAAAGCGCCCCGCUGCCGGGCGAGACCCAGGAAGCCGAGCUCGGCGGAACAGGAGUCCGAGUCGGGGGACCGCAGACCCGGCACGCGCAAAGCCCGCCAGGCGACACCGGCCUCGCAGCACGACACCGACGGGGACAAGGGGACCGCUGGUGGCCGCAGGAAGCCCAUCGCCGAGGGUAUCGGAGGAAGCUGCAGGCCUGGAGCUGGGCCCCCACCAGAGGCCCAGGAGAGGCGAGGCAGCACGCGGCGUCGGGGACACCGCGCCACGGAGGGUUGCGCGCCCGGGGACAGCUGUGGGGCGCGCCGGGGGGACGGCGAGGGGCAGUCUGAGGAGAAGACGGAACGGGGACAGAGCCUUCCCGGGGAGGAAGGGCGGACAGGCCACCGCGGCCGCCGCAAGAGGAGAGGGCACGGGGGAUAUGGGCGGAGAACGGCGGCUCGGAGGGGCCGCGGCUGGGACUCGUCGGGCGCGGACGGGGCCAGCUCGUGGGCCGACAGUGAACCCCGCGAGGUGUCGGAGCCGGCGGACACGGCCUCGGAAGGGACCACAACCGGGCCAGAGCCGACCCUGGAGCCCGGCGAGCGCCAGAGCAGCGACGAGGCUCGGGCCGGGACGUCGGGGACCAGGGAUCAGGGGGCGAGCGAGGAUUCGGGGUCGGGGACGCACGCGGAGCUGGGGGCAGCCGAGGGCACCGCCAGCCCGGUCUCCGGCGCCCGCGAGGCGCAGGGCGGGCAAGACGAGGCCUCCCUCGCGCUGGAGAGCCGAGGCGCGCAGGUUCCCGAGAGCCCGCAGCAACGUCGUGACUCCGGGUCGCAGCCAGGAGAUGUGGCAGAAACGGCGGAGGCCUCCACUGCCCGGGCGCAGGGCCGCCAGGUGGGAAAGGUGGUGGGGAAGGUGCAGGCUGCGGCUGACGAGAGCCAGGCAGAGGCCAGAGAGGGAGAAGGACCGGGGGACCCAGGUCCCGGGGACCCGGCACCGCUGGCCGCCCUUGUGGUGCUCCGCAGGGUCGGCGCGAGGCCCCCGCCCGACACCUCUCCCCAGGCGGCGGGCCUCAAGGCGCGGCUCCUCCGCGUGGUGCGGACCCUAGGCCUCCUGCGGUGGCUGCGGUGGGGGCUUCGACGCGGGCUGAGACAGCCUUCCGGCGAGGGGCGGGGGCCGGGGAGGGAGGGCGAGGGGCGGGGGCCGGGGAGGGAGGGCGAGGGGCGGGACCGCUCCUCUCGGCUGCGGCGCCGACUGGCUUUGCGCCUGACAGGCUUAGCCCGGUUUGGGGGACCGCCGAUGGCGCCCUCUGGCGGCGGCUUGAGCCCUCCGCAGUCCCGGAACAGCCCAGUCCAGGACUCCUCAGACUACGAGGACCCGACUCCCGAUCCCAAGUUCGCAGUCGUGUUCCCCAGGAUCCACAGGGCGGGGAGGGCGUCGAGCAGCAGGAGCUCAGAAGCGUCCGCAGACGCCCCCAGUGGGGAGGGUCGCGUGUGGCCUCGUGCAGGGGCUUCAAGGGCCAGUGAAGGCCGCAGGGAGAGUGGGGAAGGAGUCAGCAGGUCCUGCGGCGCCUCUGUGGUCUCACCGACUCCACCCGACGAAACUCCGCUAGAGAACGGCUCCAGCAGCAAAGCGGAGCCGGAGACCUCGGAGGCCGUGCCCCCCGGGCACUGGGCGCUGGGUUCGGGGCCCUACGAGGACCCCAGUCCAGGCACCGACACGCUGCUGCCCCGACUCACCUUGGAGACCCGCCUGCGGCGCGAGAGGAGUUACUGCGGGUCCCCCGGGGGCCAGUGGGAGCUGGAGGAUGAGACCGAGGCGGCGCUGGAGAGGGACCUGGAGCAGAGCCUUGGGCCCAGCCUGGAAGCGCCACCCUUCCCGGGUGUGGAGGACAGGAGCCCCAGAGAGGGUCUGGAAGACACUGAGGACCUGGCUAGGCUGCGGCUGGUGUGUGACAGUUCUGUCUUGUUGUGCCUCAAGAAGAGAUUUCACCUCGGCCUCAUCUACACAUUUGGCGGGCCCUUCCUGCUCUCUCUGAACCCCUACCAGCCGCUGCCUCUCUUCUCACCUGAGGUCUUGGCCAGCUACCAAGCAGGGAAGGCCCCCAGCACCACCCCACACCUCUUUGCCAUCGUGGCGGCAGCCCACAGCCUGUCUCAGAGCCCAGGCCGGGACCCCUGCAUCCUCCUGGGGGGGCGCAGCGGCUCAGGGAAAACAGAAGCCACUAAGAUGAUCUUGCAGUUCCUAAGCAGCCUGGAACAGGGGCAGACAGGGGAAAGAGGGUGCCAGCUGAGUGACCUGCUGCCAGUACUCAGUAGCUUUGGCCACGCUAAGACCAUCCUCAAUGCCAACGCCAGCCGUUUCGGCCAGGUCUUGUGCCUUCAUCUGCAGCAUGGGGUCAUCUCGGGAGCCUCUGUGUCACAUUAUCUGCUCGAGGCUUCCAGAGUGGUGUUUCAGGCCCAGGCUGAGCGGAGCUUCCAUGUUUUUUAUGAGCUGCUGGCAGGGCUGGACCCCAGGGAGAAGGAGCAGCUCUCACUUCAGGGACCAGAGAGCUACUACUACCUCAACCAGGGCCAGGCCUGCAGGCUCCAGGGCAAGGAGGACGCCCAGGACUUCGAGGGACUGGUGACGGCCCUGCAGGUGCUGGGCUUGUGCCCUGAGGAGUUGACCACAGUCUGGGCCUUGCUGGCCACUGUCGUGCAUCUGGGCAACAUCUGCUUCUCUUCUUCAGAGCGGGAGUCCCAGGAGGUGGCCUCCGUGUCCAGUUGGGCCGAGAUCCACACAGCAGCCCAGCUGUUGCGGGUGCCCCCAGAGCACCUGGAGGGGGCUGUCACCAGGAGGGUCAUGGAGACACCCUACGGCCGGGUCUCGAGAUCCCUGCCCGUGGAAAGUGCCAUCGAUGCCAGGGAUGCUCUGGCCAAGGCCCUGUACUCUCGGCUCUUCCACUGGCUCCUGAGGAGGAUCAACGCACAGCUGGCAGCCCCUGGGGAGGGAAGCAGCGAGGGCACCAUCACGGUCGUGGACGCCUAUGGCUUUGAGGCGCUGCGGGUGAACAGCCUGGAACAGCUGUGCAACAACCUCGCCAGCGAGCGCCUGCGGCUCUUCUCCAGCCAGACACUGAAGGCCCAGGAGGAGGAGGAGUGUCGGCGAGAGCUGCUGCCCUGGGCGCCCACGCCCCAGCCUCCUUUCGAGUCCUGCCUAGACCUCCUGGUGGACCAGCCCCGCAGCCUCCUGAGUAUCCUGGAUGCCCAGACAUGGCUGUCUCAGGCCACGGACCACACCUUCCUCCAGAAGUGUCACUAUCACCAUGGUGAUCACCCAAGCUAUGCCAAGCCCCAGCUGCCCCUGCCCAUCUUCACUGUGCAACAUUAUGCUGGGACUGUCACCUACCAGGUUCACAAGUUCUUAACCAGAAACCGAGACCACCUUGACCCCGCCGUGGUGGAGAUGCUUGCCCAGAGCCAGCUGCAGCUGGUGAGAAGCCUGUUCCAGAAAGCAGAGCCCCAUCGAGGGAAAUCCACACUGGCCUGCCGCUUCCUGCAGUCCCUGGGGGAACUUCUAGAACAGCUGGGCCGGAGUCACAUUUAUUUCAUCCAGUGCCUCAACCCCAAUCCUGGAAAGAUCCCAGGCCUCUUUGAUGUGGGACAUGUAGCAGAACAGCUGCACCAGGCUGGGAUCCUGGAGGCCAUCAGCAUCCGCAGUGCCCACUUCCCCAUGCGCGUCCCCUUCCAGGCCUUCCUGGCCAGGUUCCAGGCUCUGGGGACAGAAGGACAAGGCAGCUUCUCUGACCGGGAGAGGUGCGGUGCCAUCCUCAGCUGUGCGCUGGGGGCUGAGUCUCCACUUUGUCACCUUGGAGCCACCCAGGUCCUGCUGCAGGAGCAGGGCUGGCAGCAGCUGGAGCGACUCUGGGCCCAACGGCGCUCCCAGGCCUUGCUCACCCUGCGUCGUGGCCUCCGCGGCUGCAUCUCCUCCCACCAGCGCCUCCGCCUCCUGCCCAGGCUGCAGGCCCGAGUGCGUGGGCUCCAGGCCAGGAAGCGAUACCUGCGGCGACGGGCAGCUCUGGCACAGCUGAACACCGCACUCCUGCUGGCCCGGCCCUUGCUCCAGAGGCGGCAGAGGCUGAAGGUGACAGGGUUUGGGGAGGCUGCUGGACUGCCACAGCAGAGGCUGCCUGGGUAUUGGAGUGGCCAGCACAGCGGCGGGGCCUCAGGGAGCAUGCCAAGCAUGGAGCUGGAACACUUGGAGAUCCCAGCUGAGCUGGCAGCCUUGCUGAGGACGGCAGGAGGCCACCAGGAUGCCCUGGCUGGAAUCAUCACCGAGACUAUGCCCCCUGAGGUUCCUGCCUGGCCCAGCCUGACCCUCCCACUGGACAUAGACCUCUUCCCCUUCUCCAGCUUCAUCUCCACCAGCUUUCAGGAGCCCUCCCUGCCUAGCCCAGGGCAACCUCUGGCCAGGCCACUGACUCGGCUGGAGGGAGAGAACCCCCAGCAUGCCCUGGACAUCAACAGGGUGAUGCUGCGGCUGCUGGGAGACGCAUCCCUGCAGUCCUGGCAGGAGCAGAUUAUGGGCACUUACCUGGUGCGGCUGGGGCAGCACCGGCCAGGGCUUCGGGACGAGCUCUUCAGCCAACUUGUGGCUCAGCUGUGGCACAACCCAGAUGAGCAGCAGGGCCAGCGAGGCUGGGCCCUCAUGGCUGUCCUGCUCAGCGCCUUCCCCCCAAUGCCCGCCCUGCAGAAGCCACUGCUCAAAUUCGUGUCUGACCAGGCCCCCCAGGGCAUGGCAGCGCUGUGCCAACACAAGCUGCUGGAGGCCCUGGAGCAGACCCCACUGGCCCCAGGGUUUGCCCGGGCCCACCCCCCGACCCAGCUUGAGUGGAAGGCCGGAUGGCGGCAGGGCCGCAUGGCACUAGAUGUCUACACCUUCAACGAGGAGUGCUACUCAGCAGAGGUGGAGUCCUGGACCACGGGGGAGCAACUUGCUGGGUGGAUCCUACAGAGCAGAGGCCUGGAGGUGCCCUGCCGUGGCUGGUCCGUGUCACUGCACUCUGGUGAUGCAUGGCGAGACUUGGCAGGUUGCGACUUUGUGCUGGACCUGAUCGGCCAGUCCGAGGAUCUGGGGGACCCAACUGUUCCACGCAGCUACCCCAUUAGCCCCCUUGGCUUACCCGAGGACAUCCCGCCUGCCCCUGGUGUGCAGGCCCCCUCUCUGCCCCCAGGCUUUCUUCCAGGUCCAGCCCCAGCAUUGUCCAACAGAGGCCACACAGGGGAGGCCCAGACAUCAGGGAGCCUGAAUGGCUUCCUGGACCACCUCUUUGAGCCUGUGCUUGCCACAGGCUUCAGUGAUCUGGAACAAGGCUGGGCAUUGAGCAACCGCAUGAAGGGAGGGGGCUCCAUUGGGCCUGGGCAGCAGAGCUACCCCAUGGUGUACCCAGGGAUGAUGCAGAUGCCUGGAUACCAGCCAGCCAUGAUCCCUGCACCCAUGCCCAUGAUGCCAGCAAUGGCCACAGUCCCUCCUGCCAUGCCAGCCAUGAUGGUGCCACCACAGCCACAGCCCCUGCUUCCCAGCCUGGACACGAGGGAGCUGGCGGUCCAGCAGCAGAACUUCAUCAACCAGCAGGCGCUGCUCCUGGCCCAGCAGAUGACCAAUCAGGCCAUGAGCCUGUCCCUAGAGCAGCAGACACGCCAACGCCAGCGCCAAGCCCUGGCCUCUACAGCUGCCUCCUCAGCACCACCUGCUGCCUCCCCAGCGCCACCUGCUGCCUCCCCAGCGCCACCUGCUGCCUCCCCAGCUGUCACACCCAAGCCCAAGAAGUCCCCUGUCCCCCAGGAGGACCCAGAGCAUGACUUGGAAUCAGCGGGUGCCUGCUCAAGGGAGACCUCGGAGGGGGCUGAAGACAGGACCUGGCACCCCAAGAGCUUCCAGCAGAAAAGGGACUACUUCCAGAAGAUGGGGCAGCAGCAGAUCAAGGUGAAGAUGGUGAAGCCUCCAGCCAAGAUCCAGAUCCCCUGGGGGGAGGAGAUGGAGAAGGAAGAGGAAACCAGAGAAGGUAGGGCCGAUGGGCAGGGGCCGACGGGCUCUUGAGCUUCUACAGUGUUUAAUCAUCUGUUCGUGUUCUUCCCCUCAGUGCUGUCCCCUCCUCCACCCCCAGCUCUGAAGAAGCCACUGAAACAAAGUGGAACCAAAGCUGCAAAAGAGGCUGCCGCAGAGGCAGCCGCGGAGGCCAGGCCAGCCCCAGGCCAGGGGCCCGCGGUGAGCAUCUCAGGCCCCACGUCCCCUCGGGCAGAGCCCAGCAGGGAGAUUGGAAACAUCAUCCGCAUGUACCAGAGCCGCCCAGGGCCUGUGCCUUCGCCUGUGCAGCCCAUCAGGCCUCACAAAAGUUUUCUUAAGAAAAACGACCCUAAGGACGAGGCUCUGGCCAAGCUGGGAAUCAGUGGCACCUCCCCACCCCCGCCGACACUGGGCCUCAGCAUGGGGAAGGACCCUCCACCGGCUGUGGCUCCUCGACCCAGGUCCAGGCCACGACCUGAGCCCUCCGUCUCCAUCAGGGAAAAGCAGGUGCCCCUCCGGGACCUGUUUGGCCCAACCCCACCCACUACCCCGGCACCCCCACCCCCACCAGCACCACCACUGCCUCUGCCCGAGGAACCCCGGAGCCCUUCGGCGGAGCCCCCUGCUUUGGUGGAGCCCAUGGAGGACCAGGGGGUCUCCACACAGCUACUCCUGCCCUCUGGCAGUGUGUGCUUCUCCUACACCAAUGUACCCUGGAAGUUGUUCCUGCGAAAGGAGGUGUUCUACCCCCGGGAGAACUUCAGCCAUCCCUAUUGCCUCCAGCUUCUCUGUGAACAGAUCCUACGGGAUGCCUUUGCUGAGUCCUGCAUCCGGAUCUCCCAGGAUGAGCGGCACAAAAUGAAAGGCCUUCUGGGAGACCUUGGGGUGGGCCUGGACUCACUCACCACCACUGAAGAUAACAUCAAGAAGCGCAUCGUGGUGGCCGCUCGGAACAACUGGGCCAAUUAUUUCUCCCGCAUCUUCCCCGUUUCGGGUGAGAGUGGUAGUGAUGUGCAGCUAUUGGGCGUGUCUCAUCGGGGGCUAAGACUGCUCAAUGUUACCCAAGGGCCCAGCUUCCACCUGGACCAGGUGAAGACGCUCUGCUCCUACAGCUUUGCCGAUGUGCUGGAUGUGGAGUGCCGGGGAGGCUUCACCCUGGAGCUGUCGCUGAAGAGUGAGCAGCUGGUGCUGUACACGGCCCAAGCGAGGGCCAUCAAGGCCAUGGUGAAGCAGUUUCUCAGUGAGCUCAGGAAGGACUCUGGCUAUGUUAUCGCCCUUCGAAGCUACAUCACCGAUGACCACAGCCUCCUCAGCUUUCAUUGUGGGGAACUAAUCAAGCUGUUGCCAGUGGCUGCCCUAGAGCCAGGCUGGCAGUUUGGCUCUGCUGGGGGCCGAUCCGGACUCUUUCCUGCUGACCUGGUACAGCCAGCUGCCGCUCCUGAUUACUCCUUCUCAUCAGAGCAGAAGAGCAGCUGGCAGCGCAAGAGUCAGCCACAGCUUACAGAGCCAGGACCAGCUCAGCGGGACAGGGCCUUGGAGAGCCCCGCCCACCCCCAGAGCCAGGCUCACAGUGACGACUCAGAAGCCACCAGCCUGCAGUCCUCCACGGUCUACACCUCUCUGUCCACUGAUUCCCACAACUAUACCAUGCAGGAAUUUGCACUACACUACUUCCGGAAGCCUCUCACCUUGCUGGACCUGACAGGAGGAGGCACCAGGGCGAAGGCUAUGGCCAGCCUAGUGCAGUGGAGCAAGGCUCCCAUCCAGGAAUCACUCAUCCGCCUCAGUGAUGAGAACAUGAGCAAGAGGGCUGUGGUGGGCUUUGAGGCUCUAAUGCAGUUUAUGGGGGACCAGUCUAAGCCCCGUGGCAAGGAUGAGAUGGACCUGCUGUAUGAGCUGCUGAAGCUGUGCCAGGGGGAGGACCUCAGGGAUGAGAUGUACUGCCAGGUCAUCAAGCAGGUCACAGGACACCCCCAGCCGGAGCACUGUGCCCGGGGGUGGAGCCUCCUCAGCCUCUUCACAGGCUUCUUCCCCCCAUCUACCACACUGAUGCCCUACGUGACCAAGUUCCUGCAGGACUCGGGCCCCAGCCAAGAGCUGGCCCGGAGAAGCCAGCAGCACCUCCAGCACACGAUCAAAUACGGGGGGCGCCAGCGACUGCCCCAACCGGGUGAAAUGCGAGCUUUUCUGAAAGGGCAAGCAGUCCGCCAGCUUCUGAUCCACCUGCCCGGGGGUGUGGACUACAGGACGAACUUGAAGACCUUCUCGGUGGCAGGAGAAGUGCUGGAGGAGAUGUGCGGGAAGAUGGGCAUCACAGACCCCCAGGAAAUACAGGAAUUUGCCCUUUUCCUCAUCAAAGGAGGUGAGCUGGUUCGGCCCCUGUGGCCCCACGAGUACCUCAACAGUGUGGUGGUGGGCCAGGACACGAGCCUGCACAGCCAGCGGCUCAGCUGGGAGACCCCGCUGCACUUCGAUCACCCCAUCUACAUUGGCACCCACUAUGGCCAGGUGCUGCGGGACUACCUACAGGGGAAGCUGAUGGCCCACGCCCAGGCAGAUGCUCAGCUUGCCCAGCUGGCUGCCCUCCAGCACCUUGGCAGGGCCAGCAAGAGCCCCCCCUCCGAGCAAGACCUGCUGGGUUACAUACCGAAGACACUGCAAUGGCAGGUGAACAUGGCCACCAUAGAGAGUUUGAUGGGCCAGGAGCUGAGGCAGCUGCAAGGACACAGCUCCCAGGAAGCAAAGAUUAGCUUCAUUGAGGCCACGCGCCAGCUGCCCCUCUUUGGCUAUAACGUGUACGUGGUGCUGCGAGUAAGCAACCUAGUGCUUCCUGGACCUGUCUUCUUGGGGCUCAAUCGCCAGCACCUUGUCCUCAUGGACCCCACCUCCCAGAAAAUGUGCUGCUCCAUAGCCCUGAAGGACCUUCAGCGGGCCCACCUGCUGAGCCCACUGAAGGUCAACGGGCCCCCUGGACUGGAACUCAACUAUGGCCUGGCCGACAGUCCCCAGACUAUCUGGUUGGAGCUACCACAGGCCCAGGAACUACUCCGCACCAUCAUCUUCCUGCUGGAUGGUAGCGUGUCUUCCACUCAGUAACCCCGGUGGCCCGGCCUCAUUUGAGGACCAGGAGAUCUCUCCCUAGCCCAGGUCCCACCUGGAUCCUCUGCCCUGGGUGCCAGCAGGUUGCUUUUGGUUGGGACCUCACCUGGCUCUGCUCUGAAACCUGCCACAGCACAACCUGGCUGGCCCAAGUGGAGGCUAUGGGGCAGGGAGUGCCACAGUGACUUCAGGUGGGAAAAAAAGUAGUCACACUCCCUCUGGGGUGGGCCAGGGCCGUGUGGGGGCUGCAGAAACCUGGCUUGGACAUCUCAUGUUGGCCAGCCUGGGGGAGAUGCCCACCUAGCCCCAAGUAUCCACCCAGGCUCAAUGUCAGCAUGAGCCCAGGGCUGGAAGAAGCUGCUGAGGAAAUAAAACUCUCAAGAAAAA